Molecule: messenger RNA, 2445 nt
Organism: Dufourea novaeangliae
Lineage: Eukaryota; Metazoa; Arthropoda; Insecta; Hymenoptera; Halictidae
Product: osmotic avoidance abnormal protein 3-like
Exons: 5
Coding region: 1-2445 (814 amino acids)
Biological process (GO): microtubule-based movement
Molecular function (GO): ATP binding; microtubule motor activity; microtubule binding
Source: RefSeq, a predicted model, not a curated record
AUGAGCGAGUCCGUGAAAGUGGCGGUGAGAUGCCGGCCAAUGAACACGCGGGAGUUGCAGCAGGGAUGCAGGAACGUGGUGACGAUCGACCCGGGCACGAAAUGCUGCACCUUGGACUCGCCGAGCGCCGGGGGCGGCAAGGUGUAUCAGUUCGACGCGUCGUUCGGUCCGGAUGCCACCACCGAGCAGGUGUACGAGAACAUGGGCUCGGUGAUCGUGGAGGCUGUACUGGACGGUUACAACGGCACGGUGUUCGCCUACGGUCAGACCGGUUGCGGAAAAUCGCACACGAUGCGCGGUUUUAUCGAGCGUACCCUGGACCACAUCUUCGAGGCGACGUCGACCGCCAGCUCGGCAAUGAGGUACCUGGCUCUGCUCAGCUACCUGGAGAUAUACAACGAACGAUUACGAGAUCUGUUGCAAGACGGGACCAGCGAUCUCCUGACGCUGAAGGAGGAUCCGACACGCGGGACCUACGUGGCCGGCGGGCUGAGAGAAGUCACCGUGAAGGACGCCCAAGAGUGCGCGAUUUUGGUCGAGCAAGGUGACAGAAGAAGAGCCCUGGCGGCUACCAAGAUGAACGCAGCAAGUUCCAGAAGCCACGCUGUGCUCACCCUGUCGCUGGAGACGCUGGCCAUCAACGACGACAGCCAAACGGAGAACACGGUGAAGAGGGGCAGGCUCCACUUGGUGGAUCUGGCUGGGUCCGAGAGGCAGGCUAGGACCGGGGCCACCGGGGACAGGCUGAAGGAGGCGGCUAGUAUCAAUCUGAGCCUGUCCGCGCUCGGGAACGUGAUCAGCGCGCUGGCUGCUGGUCAUGGACGACAUGUGCCCUAUAGAGACAGCAAGCUGACGAGGCUCCUGAGGGACAGUCUCGGGGGCAACGCAAGGACGCUGAUGAUCGCCUGCAUAAGCCCCAGCGACGCGGAUGCGGAGGAGACGCUGAGCACGCUGCGGUAUGCGGCCAGAGCUCGAUGCAUUAAGAACAAGCCUGUUAUCAACGAGGAUCCCAAGGAUGCUCUGUUGAGGCAGUACCAGCUGGAGCUGCAGCGGCUUCGCAAGCUGCUGGAGUCGGGCGACCAAUCGGUGCUGAAGGAGAUCUUGGCCAACGAUGGUAACCAGUACGAAGACGAAAGUAGACAGAUGGAAUACCUGGAAGAAGUCGAGAGAUUGAAGAGGGAGUGCGAGCACUCGAACUUGUCGGCCCAGAAACUGAGGGAGGAACUGGAGGCGUUGAAGUCUCGUUACGAGGGUGACGGGAUGAGCAAUAUGAUCUCGAAAUCUGUCCCCCGACCGCCGAUGGACGAACAGGAUCUGGAGCGCGAGGAAAGGCGGAAAAAGAAGAGGGAGGCAGCCAUGCAGGAUGUGCUCAAGAGGUUGGAGAAGCUGACCAUCGGAGGGGAGGAACAGGGGAACACGGAGCUGAGAAGACGACGGGAGAAGAGGAGGAAGAAGCUGGAAACUCUCGCUUCGGCUUUGGAGUCAAGCGCCCAGGAGGGCAAUGGGAGUGUCUUCCAAGUCUACGGUCAGCUAAGGUCAACGGAGGAUGCCCUGAAGCGUAUGGCUAAGCGUGUGAAGCAAUUAGAAGCAGAGGCAGCCGAUCUCCAAGCUUCCUGGGACGAAGAACGUCGCGAUCUUCUUCGUAGGGAGCUGCUGACGUCCCAGAUAUGCGACGCGAUGCUUCCACACCUUCGUCCAGGUUGCCCGUUUCGCGACGUGAUCGCCGUUCGAGCAUCAGCGACCUGGUGCGACGAACUGGGCCGCUGGAGGCUACCCGCCGACGUCUCACCGCACAUAGCCCUUCCGCCAGCGUCGCUGGCUAUCCCCACGAAAUUUGUGCCCAGCAUCAGAACAUCUUCCAAACCAGACCUGAACAACAACAGCAACGGUAAGGACACCGAGGACGAAGUUGGCAACGAGGCCGACAACGAAGAGAGCAGCGAACAGGAGGAAACCAAAAGGCUGGACAUCGCUGACACAUAUUUCCGUCGAAAUAGAAUCGAUAAAUUACUGGCGCACGUCAGAGAAGCGAAAACGUUUGAUUCUAGCAACCGUAUUAGCCGGUCCGGUGGUUCCGAGGAUGCCUUUCCAAUCGGUGGCAACCACCUCCAGCUGAACGCGUUGAAUCUUCAAAGUAGCGCGCCAGUGAUUGGCGAGGUGGACAGCUACAAACCCAGCCAGCAUUUACAAACGGGUCGGUUCGGGCGACCCGGUUGGAUGCUGGAAGGGAACCCGGUGAACAAGGCUUUCUUUCCAAAGAGACAUCCCCCGAGGAUACUGGAGGCGUUACCGUCCUAUCCCCAAGGGACGAACGGAGGGCUUAGGUUCGGGGGCAAGUCUAUAUCCGAGGAGAUGUCCGAGAAAUUAUCGACCAGGUUGAUUCACGAUGACACCGUGGAACAUCAAUCUACCUUGAUCGGCCAUGCCCGGUCUCCUACGUACUGA